Molecule: messenger RNA, 2076 nt
Organism: Colletotrichum higginsianum IMI 349063
Lineage: Eukaryota; Fungi; Ascomycota; Sordariomycetes; Glomerellales; Glomerellaceae
Product: PHD-finger domain-containing protein
Exons: 2
Coding region: 1-2076 (691 amino acids)
Molecular function (GO): zinc ion binding
Source: RefSeq, a predicted model, not a curated record
AUGACUGAACCGGAUCAGUGCAUCAUAUGCCUGGAGUCGCUGCAGCACCCCUCGUCGCAGCCAGACAGCGCAAACGGGGCGGGACCAGCAGCAACCACAACAACAAAACCAGCGGCAGUCUACCGUGCCAUCGACUCAGACAUUGAAAUCCUCGAAGAUCCAGAGUCCAACUUCAUCGCUACUCUCGUGGGCUGCAACCACGUCGUGCACGACCAGUGCAUCAGGAGCUGGGCCAAAAACUCCAACACUUGCCCCAUAUGCCGAACGCCUUUCAAUGAGGUCAGUCUAUCCUCUGAGCUCAACGGCCCUGCCGUCAAUUCCUACGCCGUCCAGGACAAGAAGCAAGAGCAGGAGUUUGACAUCCACCGGUGGCUCGAGGAGAACCCCGAUGACGAAGCCUCGGAGCCAAGCCCCGCCUGUCCCAUUUGCGAGUCUUCCGACCACGAAGAGGUGCUGCUCCUCUGCGACGGCUGCAACGCAGCCUACCACACACACUGUAUCGGCCUGUCCGGAGUGCCCCAGACCGAGUACUGGUACUGCUUCGAAUGUGCCGAAAACAAUGCGGGUCGGUCAAGCUCGAGCGAGGCUUCGGACGUCGAGGUGCAGGCGCACCCCAUCACGCAGGCUGCUCGCUCGGCAGCCAACCGACGAAACGUGGUCGCCCGACGAGGCUUCUUGCGGACGCAGUUGCAGGCCAGGAAUGCCCGGCGCGAGGCGAGAUCUCUCGAGUGGCAGGGCGCCUGGGACCGGAUUGCGAGUCGUAUCUACGAUGCUACUGACAUCGACCUCGACAACCACGAAGACGAAGACCUCUUCCAGGGCUUCCGCCGGGCGCAGGCGCAGAGAGAGCAGAUCCGCGAGACCCAGGAGCACCAAGACUGGCAGCAGCGCAUGAACAUCGCCAGCCGCCUAGGCGCCAGAGACAUCUUUGCACAGAAUAUCCGCCCAGCCGUGGGCUAUCGCCUGGACGGCGUACCGGUCGAGCCGGUCGUCCAGUCUCAGCCUCCCCCGCCCCCUCCCGAGACUCGAGAGGAACAGCAGGCCUGGGGUGCGCUCGAGAGGGCUCGCGACGCCGAGACCGCCCCCAACGCUCGUAAGCGAAAGGCGAGGUCCGUCACGGCUUCCCCCCAAGAGCCCGCUCAAGAACCCGAGCGCAAGCUCAAGCGACCUCGUACCCGCCGAUUGCCUCUGCAGGGGGAGUCUUCCGGGUCCGGCUCAGCCUCAGCCUCAGCCUCCACCUCCGCCUCUGCCUCUGCCUCUACCCCAGCUUCUGGCUCUGGCUCUGGCUCUGGCUCUGGCUCUGGCUCUGGCUCUGCUACUUUGCCCGCCGCAGCUCCUACCUCUGCGGCUGCCGUCACAUCGUCACCCGCGCCGACAACCGUAUUGGCUUCGAGGCCUCACUCGAACGGUGCAACCCAACGCGCCCAGUCUCCGAUCAGCACGGAGCCUGGCCCGUCCUUCCUGUCGUCGCUGCUCAAGGAGGUGGAAAUGAGCACUCCGUCGGAAGACGAGACGGUGCGGAACUAUUUCGGCACGCGUUCUGGCGUCGACCCGUCGUCGCCGGUGACGUCCCCCUCCCCCUCGUCACGCAACUCUCCGCGGGCGCUGUCCCUCACACCGCCACCACACCCCCGGCCUAGUUCGCCUACGUUAUCAUUGAGCUCUUAUGUGGAACCGAGAUUUCCCAAGGCCAACUACUCGCCGACCCGAAACACGGGCGACAGCAGCGACUCCGACAGUCGUUCGAACGGCGCCGGAAUCCGCCAGCCUCGACCGCAGCGGCCGAACCGCCAGCGGCCCAACUUUUCUCGGUCGCAGGAUUCGUCUCCCACGCGACCGGCCAUCCCCUUCGAGACAAAGGAGAGAAUCAGCGGCAUCGUCCGGGCGGCUCUGAAGCCCCACUGGCGCGCUCAAGAGCUCACGUCGGAGCAGUACGCAAGCAUCAACCGAGACGUCUCCCGGAAGCUGUACGAAGGUCUGCGCGAUCCCCAAACCUUGGACGAGGAUGCCAAGAAGGCGUGGGAGAAGAUCGCUUCCAAGGAGGUGGCCCGUGCAUUGGAGGAACUCAAGGCUUGA